Messenger RNA from Ipomoea nil (Japanese morning glory), 3253 nucleotides. RefSeq names its product probable inactive receptor kinase At5g10020. The transcript has 3 exons. The record is from RefSeq and is a predicted model, not a curated record. Gene Ontology annotation, biological process: protein phosphorylation. NCBI's taxonomy places the organism in Eukaryota, Viridiplantae, Streptophyta, Magnoliopsida, Solanales, Convolvulaceae. Gene Ontology annotation, molecular function: protein binding; ATP binding; protein kinase activity. Bases 178 to 3252 code for a protein of 1024 amino acids.
UAAGAAUAAUAAUGUCUCUUCCCUGCAGACUGUAGUGCGAACACAGUUCCAUUUCUACUGGGCAGAUGGAAUGGAAGCAGCAGAAAGCUUCGUUUUAGUCUUUUCUCUGCAAACUCUCUGAUUCUGAUAAUCUUAAUGCCUCGUUCAUAACACAAUUCUCUUUCUCUGCAAACUCCAAUGUCGCGUUCUGUUACUGUUUUUCUUCUCAUCUUUUGCUGUUUCCGCUGCGCAUUUGCCGCCGAGGAGGAACUCCGUUCACUCUUGGAGUUCAGGAAGGGGAUAAAAUCGGAUCCAUUGGGGAAAAUCUUGGCCUCAUGGAACCUCACCCUUCUCUCCGAUCUCUCCUCGUGCCCCGACAUGUUCUACGGCGUCGUUUGCGACUCCGCCUCCGGUUCCGUCUCCGCCAUUGCCCUCGACCGCCUCGGCUUAGCCGGUGACUUGAGGUUCUCCACGCUCACUGGGCUUAAGCACCUCAGAAACCUUAGCCUUUCGGGUAAUUCAUUCACGGGUCGGGUCGUACCCGCCAUAGGUUACAUGACCUCCCUCCAGUACUUGGAUCUCUCCGGGAACCAGUUCUACGGGCCUGUCCCCGCCCGCCUUAAUGAUCUCUGGGGUUUGAAUUAUCUUAACUUGUCCAGUAACAAUUUCUCCGGCGGCUUUCCGAGCGGAAUUUGGAAUUUGCAGCAGCUUAGAGUGCUUGAUUUGCAUUCCAAUAGGCUCUGGGGCGAUGUGCAGGAGCUCUUCUCUCAGCUCAGGAAUGUGGAACAUCUCGAUCUGAGUCACAAUUCCUUUUACGGCUCCCUCUCAAUGAGUCAAGAUCAUUUAUCUAGCUUCGCUAACACACUGCAUUACAUGAACUUAAGCCACAACAAAUUGGCCGGGGGGUUCUUCACUGAAGAAUCGAUGCAGAUGUUUCGGAAUUUGCAGGUUCUGGAUUUGGGGAACAACGGAUUAAUGGGGCAGCUUCCUUCUUUCACCUCAUUGCCGAAUCUAAAGGUGUUAAGGCUUGCACAUAAUCAGCUGUACGGUUCAAUUCCAGAGGAGCUUCUGCAUGGAUGGGUAUCAUUGGAGGAACUGGAUCUCAGUGGCAAUGGCUUCUCAGGUUCGGUUGAGAAAGUAAAUUCAACAACUUUGAGGGCAUUAAAUCUUUCGUCGAAUUUCCUGUCAGGUUCACUCCCUUCUUCUAUAGGGAAUUGUUUGAUGGUUGACUUAAGCAGUAAUGAGUUCUCUGGUAACAUAUCAGUUAUACAGAGCUGGGAAGCCAGUCUUGAGUUUGUGGAUUUGAGCUCAAACAAAUUGAGUGGAACCCUUCCUAAUUUGACUUCUCAAUUCCAACAAUUGACUUUUCUCUCUAUCAGAAAUAAUUCUCUUAGGGGAGCUUUACCUUCUACAUUGAUGACCUUUCCAAGGCUGGCAAUGCUUGAUCUCAGUGUCAAUGAACUUGAAGGACAGAUCCCAUAUUUCGCUUCUUCGACCUUGAUAAACCUCAAUUUGUCUGGGAAUCAUUUGACAGGAUCGAUUCCUCUUGAAGGCAUGCAUACUACUGAACUACAAGUCCGUCUAUCAUAUCCUCAGAUGGAGUCUCUUGAUCUUUCAAGUAAUUCCUUGACUGGUAUUUUACCUCCUGAAAUAAGUAAUUUGGGGAGGCUCAAACUGCUAAAUCUUGGAGAAAAUCAGUUAUCUGGAGAGCUUCCUUCUGAAUUGAGUAAGCUUCAUGGUUUAGAAUACCUUGAUUUCUCCAACAAUGAUUUCAAAGGUCGGAUCCCUGAAAAUCUUUCUUCGAAUCUCAGAGUGUUCAUCGUGUCCUACAAUGAUUUAAGUGGAACAGUCCCUGAAAACUUGAGAACAUUUCCUUAUACUUCAUUUCAUCCUGGAAACUCGUUGCUUAUAGUGCCAAGCAACAUGCCAUCUGGUAGUCCUCCUGGCAUUUCUGGUUCAGUACAUGGUGUUGGUCAGAAUCACAGCUCCAAAUCAAAUGUAAGGGUAGCAGUUAUUGUUGCUUCAAUUGGAUUCUCCGUAAUGGUUGCCUUUAUUCUAUUUGCAUAUGCUCGAACUCGACCUCAAAACUUUCGAUCCCGAAGUGCAUUUAGCAACCAAUCUCCCAGUAGAGAUGUGAGGCUAGGCAUAUUUAACCGGCCUUCACUCCUCAAAUUCCGCAGCAGCUCAGAGCAAGCUCCUACUUCAAGAUCAUUGUUGGGGAAAACAGAGUCUAGCACACUAGAUACUCAUCCUGCAACGACAUCUGGACAAAGGCUUUCCCCAGGUUCCCCGAUAGCUUCCUCCCCUAGUUUUAUCCAUGCCUCGAUUGAACAACCUGCGAGGUUGGAUGUCUACUCACCUGAUCGUUUGGCUGGUGAAAUGUUCUUCAUGGAUGGAUCGCUAACAUUUACAGCUGAGGAAUUAGCUCGAGCUCCUGCUGAAGUUCUUGGUAGAAGUAACCACGGUACUUUAUAUAAAGCUACCCUAGAUAAUGGGGUUGUGCUGACUGUGAAGUGGCUGCGUGUGGGGUUAGUUAAAAACAAGAAAGAAUUCGCAAGGGAAGUUAAAAAGAUUGGAUCAGUACGACAUCCAAACGCUGUUCCUUUAAGAGCUUAUUACUGGGGUCCAAGAGAACAAGAGAGAUUGAUAUUAGCAGACUACAUACCAGGCGAUAGCUUAGCCUUACAUCUAUAUGAGACAACACCUCGCAGGAAUUCCCCGCUAUCCUUCCACCAAAGGUUGAAAGUUGGUGUUGAGGUUGCCCGGUGUCUGGCAUAUCUGCAUGAGAGCGGCCUGCCUCAUGGAAACUUAAAGCCUACGAAUAUAAUACUGUCGGGUGGUGAUUACAGGGCGUGUGUCAUGGACUAUGCGUUCCACCGCCUGAUGACCGGGGCUGGCAUUGCAGAGCAAAUACUACACCAGGGGGCUCUCGGAUACCGCGCCCCUGAACUAGCAACUGCAGCAAAGCCUAUGCCUUCUUUCAAGGCUGAUGUGUAUGCUUUUGGUGUGAUUCUGAUGGAGCUGUUGACCAGAAGAAGCGCGGGUGACAUAAUCUCCGGGCAGUCGGGUGCUGUAGAUCUUACAGACUGGGUUCGGCUGUGUGAUCGAGAGGGUAGGGGAAUGGACUGCAUUGACUUAGACAUUGUUGGUGGGGAAGAACACUCCACAGCCAUGGAUGAAUUGCUCUCAAUAUCUUUAAGCUGUAUUCUUCCGGUAAAUCAAAGGCCUAACAUCAGACAAGUCCUUGAAAAUCUUACUUCCAUUUUUGUGUGAA